AGCUGCAUUGCUUCCUAUAAAUAGGGCUUAACUGGAAGCUUAUACCAUUACCAACUCAUUCUAAGCUUGGUAGCUAGCUUGAUCAAUCUGAUCACCCACAAUGGCUGUUAAAUGUAUACUUCUGUUUGGUGUCGUACUAGUGUCUUUCCUGCUUCUCUGCCAGGAUGGGGUAGAUGCUAGAGAGCUCACCGAAGCUAAACCUAAAGAAUUCGAGGAGAAGAAUAUGAAACCUGGGUAUGGAAACAAUGGGGGAGGAUACGGAAACAACGGAGGAUACGGAAACAAUGGCGGAGGAUAUGGAAACAACGGUGGUGGGUACCAGCAUGGUGGAGGAUACGGAAACAACGGUGGUGGGUACCAGCAUGGUGGAGGAUACAGAAACAAUGGUGGUGGGUAUGGUGGAGGAUCUGGAAACAAUGGUGGGUAUGGUGGAGGGUCUGGAAAUCCUGGAUAUGGCGGUGGCUAUGGCAAUCCUGGCUAUGGUGGCGGCAACAACGGUGGAUAUGGUAAUGGUGGUAGUGACCCAGGAAGUGGUGGCGGGUACGGCAAUCCUGGCUACGGUGGUGGCAACAAUGGUGGGUAUGGCAGUGGCUCUGGUGGAGGGUAUGGCUCUGGUGGCGGGUCUGGCGGGGGUGGAGGUUACGGUGGAGGAUCCGGUGGUGGUGGUGGCUAUCCUUGAGCAGGAUAUUGUGGAAGAGGUCUAAAUGGUGGAUGUCACCAAGGAACAACUAGACAUAUAUAUGUGUUUUAAAUAAAACAUGUCCAGUCCCCCAAAAACAUGCUUGAUGUGCUUGAAUAAAAAUUGCUCAUUAUGCUCGCAUAUACGAGCAAGGUACCUAUAAGAGCAAGAAAUCAGAAGGAUGCGUGAUAUGUCAAAUAGAUUCUUGAUAUUGUAGCACAUGUUGUAAGGGGUUCCAUAAAGGAAUAAUUGUCUAGUUUGUUUUCCUCUAGCUAGAUAAACCAUUUCAUUACCGUGUA
Molecule: messenger RNA, 978 nt
Organism: Triticum aestivum (bread wheat)
Lineage: Eukaryota; Viridiplantae; Streptophyta; Magnoliopsida; Poales; Poaceae
Product: dormancy-associated protein 2
Exons: 2
Coding region: 101-679 (192 amino acids)
Source: RefSeq, a predicted model, not a curated record